GUACAAUACUUCACGAACUUAUCACAUAUUCGAUUUCUAACCUUGUUCUUAAUGUAGCUCAAAGUUGAAAAGACUCUUUCAACACUUGCCGUGUAACCAUAAAAUCAAUUCAAAAUUAAGGGUACCGUGUACGUAGUUUAAUUAUUAGGUAUUGAAAAUAGCUGGGGAUAAAGAAAUAGCAUUUUACUGAUUGCAUGAUGAUUAAAAUAGAAUAACAAAUGAGUAGCAACAUAAUUAGAAUAUGUUUGAUAAUAGUAGUCUCCUAGGUUAGAAUAACACGGGCUACCACUUAUAUUUUGUUAAUCAUAAGCAAACUAUUAUCGAGGGUAGGAUAAUCAUUUUUUCAAAUGUUAGGGUGUCCCAGAUUACCAAUUAUAUUUUGUAUACCCAUACGAAACUACUACCGGAGGUUGAAUAAUCGUUUCCCCAAAUUUUAGGGGUGUCCCGGGACACCCCUACAUGCCUAUGUAUCCGCCCCUGAGUUCCGGUAUGUCGGUUAACCGGCUACCCGUCGGUAAAUUACGGAUUAAAAGGCGGUAUACCGAUGGAGAAUUUUCUCUACCGCCAACCGGUACCGCCGGUUAACGGUAUAAUCGGUUACUGCCGGUUAUCGGUACGGUUACCGGUUAUACCAUUAACCGGAACACCAAUUACCAGCCCUAGUUGGUCCAUGUAUGCUAAUUGCCCGUAAUUGGGCCACAUCCACCCUUGUGAGUUGACUCUAUGUUGACGGUUUGUUCGGGUGAGUCGGUUUGGAUGGCACGGGUGGGUCGGGUAAAAUUUUCAACCUUAUGCAGCGGCGUAACAAAGACAGGCAACCAAAUUUGUUAUCCGUAUCUCUGCUUUGACGGAACUGGCCUUUCCAGUUCAAUUAUGCGGCCAACUGAUGCCGUGUGAAAUUUCUCCACGUUGCUGUAGUAGGUACGUGGCCAGCAUUUCCGUCCAUAUUCAUUUCAUCAUUUCCACGUAUGUUGGCUGUCGUUUUGUUUUGUCCACAUUCAUCCUUUAAAAUCCGGUAAAUAAUAUUCUCCUCCCGACCUCCAUAUCUUUACAGCUCAUCCUUCCUUCCUUCUUCCCACCAAUCCAUCCCAACAGUGGCCUUCUCGCCCUUUAGCUAUCGUCCCCCACAUUACCAGAACUUUUCAGACUCAAUUAUUAGCUCCAUAGACUCCCAGCUUUUAGUUACUCAUAGCACCAGCCAGCAGCUAGCCGGCAGAGAAAAAGUUAAAAAAGGUUUCUCCCACUAUGUCGCCGGCGGCCGGAGCGAAUGCUCCGCUACUUCCAGAGCACGAGAAGCGAGCAGGGAGGCACGGUUCGGUCACCGGCGCGGUGUUCAAUGUGUCCACCAGCAUAAUCGGAGCGGGAAUCAUGUCCAUUCCGGCGACACUCAAAGUGCUCGGGGUGGUACCGGCGUUCCUGAUGAUUGUCGCCAUCGCCUGGCUGGCCGACGUCUCCGUCGAGUUCCUCAUGAGGUACACGCACUCCGGCGAGACGACGACGUAUGCUGGGGUCAUGAGGGAGGCCUUUGGCGGGUUUGGAUCCGCCGCGGUCCAGAUUUGUGUCAUGAUUACUAAUCUUGGGUGCUUGAUCAUUUACUUGAUCAUCAUCGGGGAUGUGCUGUCGGGGACGGAGCAGCAUUUGGGAGUAUUGCAAGAGUGGUUUGGGGUUUCAUGGUGGAAUACUCGAGCUUUUGCACUCUUUCUGGUUGUGAUUCUUGUGAUGCUUCCUUUGGUCCUGUUCAAGCGGGUUGAGUCAUUGAAGUUCAGUUCAGCAGUAUCAGUUCUCUUGGCAGUGAUCUUCGUUGGCAUAGCCUCUGUGAUGGCUGUCUAUGCACUUAUACAAGGCAAAACCAAUACCCCUAGACUGUUGCCUGAAGUAGACAGCAAUUCCUCCUUCUUUGAGCUCUUCACUGCUGUCCCUGUCAUCGUCACAGCUUUCACAUUCCACUUCAAUGUACAUCCCAUUGGAUUCGAGCUGGGAAACCCAUCAACAAUGCUUUCAGCCGUCAGAAUCUCGAUGAUCCUUUGUGCAGCCAUCUACUUUGCAAUCGGCAUAUUUGGAUACCUUCUGUUUGGUGAGUCCAUAAUGGCAGACAUACUUGUGAACUUUGAUAAGAGUUCGGAUACAGCAGCUGGUGCGUUGCUCAAUGACAUCGUGAGGCUGAGCUAUGCUCUUCACCUGAUGCUGGUUUUCCCCUUGUUGAACUUCUCGCUGAGGGCGAAUCUCGACGAGUUCCUCUUCCCCAAGAAGCCCCUCCUGGCCAAAGACACUACCAGAUUCUUGUCCAUCACGUUCGCUUUGCUGUUAUUGAGUUACUUGUUGGCGAUUGCCAUACCAAACAUAUGGUAUUUCUUUCAGUUCAUGGGAUCAACCUCUGCAGUUUGCCUUGCCUUCAUUUUCCCCGGUUCGAUUGUGCUAAGGGAUGUUUAUGGGAUAUCAACAAAGAGGGACAGGAUGUUUGCAGCAGUAAUGAUAGUUCUGGCUGUGAUAACAAGCGCCAUUGCCAUAUCAAGCAAUGUCUACACUUUGGUUAGGGAUAACCAGUAGAGUGUGCUUCUCGCGUUUUGUUCACAGGCUUUUCCCUGGUCGAGAUUUGCUUCCAUUUUGGGUAUUCUUUUCCUGCGGUGGCGGUUUGUACUGUAAGUGGAGCGAUCUCGAUCAGAAGCCAAAGCAGGUUUUAGUUAGUGUGUGCGCGAUUAUCCAACAAAAAUAUAUGGGCCUCAAAGAUCAUGUAAUAUAUUUCGAGCUCAACUUCACUGUAUGCUCAAGAACCAAGAAUUCAUGAAAUGAAAGUUUGACCUUAAGUGUAGGUAUGAUGGAGUAAAUAUAAUUUGGAGGCAUAAUUGAAUUUUGAUUGAAAGCAUUGGUGAUAUAUAACACUUCAAUCCAGCUAUAAAAUAAACUAACUUAAAUAAACCAACUUUUCUUCAAUGAAUAAAGGCAUCAUAAAUGC
Linum trigynum is the source of this 2953-nucleotide messenger RNA. The record is from the annotation of a GenBank genome assembly. NCBI's taxonomy places the organism in Eukaryota, Viridiplantae, Streptophyta, Magnoliopsida, Malpighiales, Linaceae.